GAGAGAGAGGGAGAGAGGGAGAGAGGGAAGGGAAAAAAAAGCAACAGCGGAGGGAGCGGCGGCGGAGGAGAGCGCGCGCGCGCCCCCCUCCCUCCCUCCCUCCCUCCCCCUCCCCCCAAUUUCCACCGCGGCCAAUUCAUGGACAGGAACUACCCCAGCGCCGGCUUCGGGGACCCGCUCGGCGCCGGGGCGGGAUGGAGUUACGAGAGGUCAGCGAAAGCUAGCUUGGUUUAUGGCAGCUCCAGGACCUCGCACCCCGAGACGGACAUCUUACACCGCCAGGCCUACGCGGCCCCCCACCCACUGCAAAGCUAUGCCACCAACCACCACCCGGCAGGCCUCUCUGGACUCUUCGACACCGGCCUCCAUCACGCAGGCUCAGCAGGGCCCGACGCCUCCGUCAUGAACCUCAUCUCGGCCCUGGAGUCCCGGGGCCCCCAGCCUGGUCCUUCUGCCUCUUCUCUCCUCUCCCAGUUCCGCAGUCCUUCCUGGCAAACAGCCAUGCACACGCCAGGCCCCACGGAGCUCUUCAUCUCAGGCGCCCUGCCGGGUUCCAGCACCUUUCCAUCCUCCUCUGCCCUGUCGGCCUAUCAGCACCCGGCUUCUUUUGGCAGCCGCCCCUUCCCAGUACCCUCUUCCCUCAGCCUCCAGGACCCCCCAUUUAGUCCCCCAGCUAAUGGGCUCUUGUCCCCUCAUGACGUGCUGCACCUGAAGCCCUCGCAGGCACCCACGGUGCCCUCCUCGCUAGGCUUUGAGCGCCUGGCGGGGGGUGGUGUCCUGGGGCCCGCUGGUCUCGGCCCAGCCCAAACCCCUCCUUACCGCCCGGGCCCCCCAGAUCCACCCCCACCUCCCCGCCACCUCCCAACUCAGUUCAACCUGCUGGCUUCCUCUUCCGCUGCUGCUGCCGCCGCCGCCGAGCAAUCCUCUCCCCAGCUCUACAACUUCUCGGGUGCUGCCCCCGGCCCGCCGCCACCCGAGCGGGCCCUGCCCCGCCAGGACACCGUCAUCAAGCACUACCAGCGGCCAGCCAGUGCCCAGCCCCCACCACCACCAGCCCAUGCCCUCCAGCACUACCUGAGCUGCGGAGGCAGCUACGCCUCCAUGGGCCACCGGGCCAACUUGGCCUGCAGCCCCCUGGGCGGUGGGGAGCCCUCCCCGGGUGCUGGCGAGCCUAGCAAGGCUGGGCCCAGUGGAGCCACGGCCGGAGCAUCGGGCCGGGCUGCGGGCCCCGAGGCAGCUGGAGGAGGUGGGGCGGCGGGUGGCGGUGGAGGUUACCGCCCCAUCAUUCAGUCGCCUGGUUACAAGACGGGCAAAGGUGGUUAUGGGGCAGCUGCCGGCGGUGCCAACAGGCCCCCACCACCCCGUUCGACUGCCACGCCCAAAUGCCAGAGCCUGGGUGGACCAGCAGCAGCCUACGCCGCUGGCAAGGCCUCUGGGGCUGGGGGGGCGGGAGGCCAGGCCUAUUCCCCUGGUCAGCCCCAAGGGCUUCUAGGACCCCAGGCCUAUGGGCAAGGGUUUGGAGGGGGUCAAGCGCAGGACUUGAGCAAAGGCCCUAGCUACUCAGGGGGGCCCCAGCAGCCCCCUAGUGGUCCCCCGCCUCCUGGCCUAGCCACAUGUCAGAGCUAUUCCCCAGACCAGCUGCAAGGGCAGCUAUAUGGGGUGCAGGGUGAGCCGUACCCAGGGCCAGCUGCCCACUCCCAGGGGCUGCCCACAGCCAGCCCCUCGCUCAGCUACAGUACUGGCCAUUCCCCAGCACUCUCAGGCCAUGGAGGUGGUUGGGGGCCCAGCUCCCUGGGGGGCGGCGGAGAGGCCAGCCCUUCUCACAUCAUCCGCCCGCUGCAGUCGCCUCCAGCCCCCGGCCGCCCGCCUGGAGUCGGCUCUCCGGGAGCUCCUGGCAAAUACCUGAGCUCUGUCCUGGCCUCAGCCCCGUUCCUGGCACCCCCAGGAGCCGGCAGCUAUGCCGCUGGAGCAGGUGGCUACAAGGGCAAGGGGGACGGCUCAGAGCUGCUGGCGGGCCCCGGCGGGCCUCCCGCUGAGCGCACCGAGGAUGAAGAAUUCCUCAUCCAGCACCUCCUGCAGGCGCCCAGCCCCCCGAGGACCUCAGGGGCAGAUGGCCUGGUGGGCGAAGAUGGGGCGGCGGAUGCCUCCAAGGGACUUGGGAGUGGCGGGGCUGGGGGUCCCCCGGGCACACCCUACGAGCUGGCCAAGGAAGACCCGCAGAGGUACCAUCUGCAGAGCGUCAUCCGUACCAGCGCCAGCCUUGACGAGGGUGCCACGGCGGCCCUGGAGCUGGGCCUGGGGAGGCUGAAGGAGAAGAAGAAAGGGCCAGAACGGGGUGGCGAGACCCCCGAGGGGCUGGCCACCUCAGUUGUCCACUAUGGGGCAGGUGCCAAGGAGCUGGGGGCCUUCCUCCAGAAGAGCCCUCCACCCCCAACUCCCACAGCCCAGUCUGCCCAGCCUGCCCCCCACGGCCUCCUCCUAGAGGCCGGGGGCCCUGACCUCCCACUGGUGCUUCCCCCCCCCCCCCCCCCCCCGCCCCCNNCCCCGCCCCCCCCACCUCCACCACCCAUGCCCCUCCAGCUCGAGGCCCACCUCCGCAGCCAUGGCCUGGAGCCGGGUGCCCCCAGCCCCCGCCUGCGACCUGAGGAGAGCCUGGAGCCACCCGGCACCAUGCAAGAAUUGCUCGGGGCCCUGGAGCCGCUGCCACCUGGGCCUGGUGACACUGGUGUGGGCCCACCUAACACCGAGGGCAAGGAUCCCUCGGGGGCCUACCGCAGCCCUAGCCCACAAGGCACCAAGGCUCCCCGCUUUGUGCCACUCACCUCCAUCUGCUUCCCUGACUCCCUGCUGCAAGACGAGGAGCGCAGCUUCUUCCCCACCAUGGAGGAGAUGUUUGGCGGCGGCCCCGCAGAUGACUAUGGGAAGGCUGGGCCGCCCGAGGACGAGGGCGAUCCCAAGGCGGGGCCUGGGCCGCCUCCGGGCCCCCCUGCCUAUGAUCCCUAUGGGCCCUACUGCCCUAGUCGGGCGUCUGGAGCCGGUCCCGAGACUCCGGGCCUGGGCCUGGACCCCAGCAAGCCGCCUGAGCUGCCCUCCACCGUCAACGCCGAGCCUCUGGGCCUGAUCCAGAGUGGGCCCCACCAGGCGGCCCCCCCGCCCCCACCUCCCCCACCCCCGCCGCCACCCCCUGCCUCGGAGCCCAAGGGAGGCCUGACCUCGCCCAUCUUCUGCUCUACCAAGCCAAAGAAGCUGCUUAAGACGUCGUCCUUCCACCUGCUGCGGCGCCGUGACCCGCCUUUCCAGACGCCCAAGAAGCUGUACGCCCAGGAGUACGAGUUCGAGGCCGACGAGGACAAGGCCGAUGUGCCUGCCGACAUCCGCCUCAACCCCCGGCGCCUGCCUGACCUGGUGUCCAGCUGCCGCUCCCGUCCGGCUCUCUCACCGCUGGGCGACAUUGACUUCUGUCCACCCAACCCGGGCCCCGAUGGGCCCCGGCGCCGUGGCCGCAAGCCCACCAAGGCCAAGCGUGAUGGGCCACCCCGGCCCCGGGGGAGACCCCGGAUUCGCCCACUGGAGGUGCCCGCCACCGCUGGGCCAGCCUUGGCCUCCACCCCUGCUGAUGGGGCCAAGAAACCCCGGGGCCGGGGCCGGGGCCGGGGCAGGAAGGCCGAGGAGGCCGGGGGCACUCGGCUGGAGCCCCUGAAACCACUGAAGAUCAAGCUGUCUGUGCCCAAGGCCGGCGAGGGUCUGGGGGCGUCAUCGGGCGAUGCCGUGUCGGGAGCUGACCACAACAGCCUGGACUCCAGCCUCACUCGGGAGAAGAUCGAGGCCAAGAUCAAGGAGGUGGAGGAGAAACAGCCCGAGAUGAAGUCCGGCUUCAUGGCCUCGUUCCUGGACUUUCUCAAGUCAGGCAAGCGCCAUCCACCGCUCUACCAGGCCGGCCUGACACCCCCGCUCAGCCCCCCCAAGAGCGUGCCGCCCUCUGUGCCGGCCCGGGGCCUGCCUCCCCAGCCCCCCGCGGCGCCUACCGUGCCACAGCCCCCACCCGCCGGCACCUUUGGGCUGGGGGGUGCGCUGGAGGCCGCCGAGAGCGAGGGGUUGGGGCUCGGCUGCCCUUCGCCCUGCAAGCGGCUGGACGAGGAGCUGAAACGGAACCUCGAGACCCUGCCCUCCUUCUCGUCGGACGAGGAAGACUCUGUCGCCAAGAACCGGGACCUGCAGGAGAGCAUCUCCUCGGCCAUCUCCGCCCUCGACGACCCGCCACUGGCUGGGCCUAAGGACACCUCCACCGCGGAUGGGCCCCCCUUGGCUACUGAGGCUGCAGUCCCCGGGCCACCCCCUCUCCCGGGGCUCCCCAGUGCCAGCAGCAGUGGCACACCUGAGCCCCCGCUGCUGGAGGAGAAGCCCCCGCCCUCGCCGCCCCCCGCCCCGACGCCCCAGCCGCCGCCCCCGACGCCGGCCCUGCCCUCGCCACCCCCUCUGGUGGCCCCCACGCCCAGCUCGCCGCCCCCACCGCCCGUGCCAGUCCCACCGGCCCUGCCCUCGCCGCCCGCCCCGCCGCCCCUGCCCCCCGCCGCCCCUGCCCCCCCUCCGGAGGAGCCUGCCGCCCCGUCCCCCGACGACCCCGAGCCGCCAGACGCCCGGCCCCUGCACCUGGCCAAGAAGCAGGAGACCGCGGCCGUGUGUGGGGAAACAGACGAGGAGGCUGGCGAGAGCGGUGGGGAGGGCAUCUUCCGGGAGCGCGACGAGUUCGUCAUCCGCGCCGAGGACAUCCCUUCCCUCAAGCUGGCGUUGCAGACGGGGCGUGAGCCUCCACCCAUCUGGCGAGUCCAGAAGGCACUGCUGCAGAAAUUCACUCCGGAGAUCAAGGACGGGCAGCGGCAGUUUUGUGCCACCAGUAAUUAUUUGGGGUAUUUUGGGGACGCCAAAAACCGGUACCAGCGCCUUUACGUCAAGUUUCUGGAAAACGUCAACAAGAAGGAUUACGUGAGGGUCUGUGCUCGGAAACCCUGGCACCGGCCUCCAGUGCCUGUCAGACGCUCUGGGCAGGCCAAGGGCCCCGCAUCUGCCGGGGGCAGCUCCGCACCUCCCCCCAAGGCCCUGGCACCACCUCCUAAGCCCGAGACCCCUGACAAGACAACAUCCGAGAAGCCCCCAGAGCAGACGCCCGAGACGGCCGUGCCUGAGACCCCCGCCCCUGAGAAGCCAUCCCUGCCUCGGCCCAUGGAGAAGGAGAAAGAGAAGGAGAAAGAGAGGGCAACGCGUGGGGAACGGCCGCUGCGGGGUGAGCGGGGCACAGGCGGCCGGCAGAUUCGGCCAGAUCGGAGCCUCACCACGGGACAGCCCGCCACCUCCCGGCUGCCCAAGUCCCGGCCCACCAAGGUGAAGGCUGAGCCGCCCCCCAAGAAGAGGAAGAAGUGGCUGAAGGAGGCGGCAGGCAACGCCUCGGUGGGUGGGGGCCCACCAGGCAGCUCCUCGGACUCAGAGUCAUCCCCCGGGGCGCCCAGUGAGGACGAGCGGGCAGUACCUGGGCGUCUGCUGAAGACCCGGGCGAUGCGGGAGAUGUACCGGAGCUACGUGGAGAUGCUGGUGAGCACAGCACUCGACCCGGAUAUGAUCCAGGCCCUGGAGGACACACAUGACGAGCUGUACCUCCCGCCCAUGCGGAAGAUCGAUGGCCUCCUGAAUGAGCACAAGAAGAAAGUCCUAAAGCGGCUGUCGCUGAGCCCAGCCCUGCAGGACGCCCUGCACACGUUCCCCCAGCUGCAAGUGGAGCAGAGUGGGGAGGGUUCCCCUGAGGAGGGGGCCGUGCGUCUGCGGCCGGCCGGGGAACCCUACAACCGCAAGACGCUCAGCAAGCUCAAGAGGAGCGUGGUCAGAGCCCAGGAGUUCAAGGUUGAGCUGGACAAGUCGGGAUACUACACGCUCUACCACUCACUCCACCACUAUAAGUACCACACCUUCCUGCGCUGCCGGGACCAGACCCUGGCCAUCGAGGGCGGCGCUGAGGACCUGGGCCAAGAGGAGGUGGUCCAGCAGUGCAUGCGGAACCAGCCAUGGCUGGAACAGCUCUUUGACUCCUUCAGCGACCUGCUGGCCCAAGCACAGGCCCACAGCCGCUGCGGGUGACCCCACCCUGGCUUGGAGGGGCCACCUCCUCCAUAAACAGAAUUGGGACAGAACUGUGCCCUCAGGAGCUAACCCCUGGGCCCCAUCGCUGGGGUGGGGUGGGGGGGUCAUUGGUCAGGGUGUGUCCAUGCUACCCCCACAGGACAGGGUUCAAAGUUCGACUCCCCCCAUCUCCCAAGCCCUCUCCACUCCCUCCCAUUCCUCCCACUGUCCGGUGUACAGAGAAAUUAUUUAUAUAUAUGUAUAAAUGUCUAUUUAGUAACGGUUUCCCUCCCCCACCUUGCCCCAAUCCCCCCUCCAUGGCAUAGCCCCAGCCCCCUCCACCUUGUACAUAAUGUAUAGGAAAAGUCUAUGUAUGGUUGAGGGGGGCGGGGCGGCUUCGGAGAGCUGGGGGACCCCUUCCCCCCAAUCCCCCCCUCACAGGCCAAGAUCUUUGCUAAAGGCCAUUCCCUCCCCAGGGCAUUUGGUGUCGGGUGGGAGGGGGAAAACACAUCUUGUUAAUUAUUUUUAAUCUUAUUUAUUGUACAUACCUAGGGCGGGGGGCUGGGGAGGUGGAGGGGGGAGAAGGGUCCCCUCUCUUUGCCCCUCCCACUCCUUUUCUACUGCGAUUUGUCUGUGUCUGCCCCCCCCGCCCCCAUCCCAUUGUCAUCUGGAUGUGGUUCUAUUUUUUAUCAGUCUCUUCUCCCCUUCUCCCUCUCUCUAACCCCUCUGCUCCCAUCUCCCCACCACCCUUUGUCUCUUGCUCUUUCUUGGGCUUCUGUACAACUCAACUUGUAUACACUGUGUACACACAACCAGCCAAACGAAAACCCAACGGCAAACACUUUAUCGGCUGGCUGGAGUGCCUCUGUCCUGCGGCAUGUUGGGGGGCCAGGGUGUGGCAUGGGCAGAAGGUCUGGAUCUGGCUUUUCUGGAGCCCUGGGACAUGGUUGGGCUGGGGUCAUUGUAUCCAUUAUGUCUUGCUGUGUAACAAAUCAGCCCACCCCAAAACUUAAUAACGUGAAAACAACAAACAUUUAUCAUCAUCGGGUUUCUGAGGAUGAGGAAUUUGGGAGCAGGUUAGCUGGGUGGUACUGGCCUGAGGUCAGUCGUGAGGGUGCAGUCAUCAUGGAUUUGACUGGGGUUGAAGGAUCUACUUUUAAGGUGGCUCACUCGUGUGGCUGUUGGCUGGAGGCCUCAGUUCCUUGCCAUGUGGACCGCGCCAUAGGGUGGCGGUGGCUUGAGAGUCUUCCAGAUGUGGCAGCUGCUUCCCUCAGAGUGAAUGAGUGAGGGGAGAGAGCAAGGAGGAAGCCACUCAAUCUUUAUGUCCUAAUCUCGGCCAUUGUACACCAUUGCUUCUGCCACACUCUUCAUUAGAGGAGGGUCAUUAAGCCCAGCAUACACUCAAGGAGGAGAAUCAAGGUCUACUUUGUGAAGGGAAAAGAAUAUGAAUUUUGGGGUGUAUUUUUAAACCAGUACAGGCAGUGAUGGGUGUUGUGAGUUAACCAGCUUUCUCUUGGCUCCCUGAGAUAGGCUUGAGGGGGGGUGGGUCUCUGUUCUCAAACCCUGAAACUACAAGGUCACGAGUGGAUUGGCAUUUUAGAGGUCGGCCUGCAGAGUUGAAUGUGGAUUUCUGUCUUCUCAUGCCUUCUUAGAGCCCUUGAAGAGCUUGUGGAGAUGUAGACUCAUGGGCUGUUGCUCAGCUCUAUUGAGUCAGAACCCAUUUUUUAAUAAAACCCUGGGAGGAUUCUACCAUACAUUCAAGUUUGAGGAACGAUGUUCUAGAAUAAGGGUGUUAAAAAUUUGGAGGUUGGGAAUUACCUGGUGGUCCAGUGGUUAGGACUCGGUGCUUUCACUGCAGUGGCCUGGGUUCAAUCCCUGGUUGGGAAACUAAGAUCCUCAAGUCAAAAAAAAAAAGUGUGGAGGUCAACUGGCAGUCUACUAGAACCCAGCCUAUAAGGUAGUGAGUACUUAGUCGUUGUUCUAGAGCCUGGACACAUCCUCAAAGAUAGACCAUUGGUAUUCUUGAACUCUGGACUUGGCAUUGAAGAUGGCUGGUCAGUAGGUAAAGACCAAACAUGAUAUUUAAGGGUGGAUCAUCAGGGACUUCCCUGGUGGUACAGUGGUUAAGACUCCACACUCCCAAUGCAGGGGGCUCAGGUUCGAUCCCUGGUCAGGGAACUAGAUCCCACAUGCAUGCCGCAACUGAAGAGUGCAUGCCGCAACUAAGGAGCCGGCGAGUUGCAACUAAGGAGCUCACCUGCCGCAACUAAGACCCAGUGCAACCAAAUAAAUAUUUUUUUAAAAAGGCGUGGGGAGUGGAUCAUCAGCGUUCUAGAUUCUCUUCUGGGUGAAACUGAGGAAGAACCCCUGUUCUAGAACCUUGGAUAUUGGCUAGACCAUAACCAAUGUUAUCAAUUCUAGAGCCCUGGUUUUACAGGUCAGAGGAGUGAUAGUAGCAUUUGAGGACCGCAAGAGAGUGAAUGAUGGGCCAUUUUCUUUCUAGAGUAAAGAUGC
This is a messenger RNA of Physeter macrocephalus (sperm whale), 8622 nucleotides long. RefSeq names its product proline rich 12 (gene PRR12). The coding region runs from base 139 to 6126 and encodes 1995 amino acids. The transcript is spliced from 15 exons. The record is from RefSeq and is a predicted model, not a curated record. NCBI's taxonomy places the organism in Eukaryota, Metazoa, Chordata, Mammalia, Artiodactyla, Physeteridae.